GUUUGCAAGCUCGUUAAAAUAUGCGAAAUCGGAGAAAUUCGAUGCUUGAGACACGACGGCGUUCAACGCUCGCAACACUGAUUUUUCACGAUUUUUCCGAAUUCUGGAAGUUUUUGUAUACGAAAUUAUAUCUCCAAGGAUGCCCAUUGGUUUAUGUUUGAUUGUGAAUACAGAAUUACGGCGUGGGUUUGCCGGCAUCAUGUCGCAAAUGAUGUUUUGUUGAUAGUAACAUAACCUGCAUUAUACGCUAUUUGUCUUCCAUUUCUUAUGUCUUUUUCUUGUUAUUAGCAAAUAUGUGACACAAUGUGUGGCUUUAAAAGAAUAUAUGACUAUAGAUCUUGACAAAUAUCAUUGUCCACGGUGUGAAGCUAUGUGUGGUCCUUCACUCAUGAAGGCUAGAAUGAACUGGCACAGACAUGAUUAUACCGAACGCGAUGCUGACACAAAACCUGUUCAGACUGGUACUCCAGUAUUUAUACGAGAGUUGAAAUCUAGGCACUUUCCCAAAGCUGAUGAAGUUGUGAAGCAUGUGAAGGGUCAGCAAUUAACUUUUCAGUAUUUACAAACAAAUGGUUUUGAAACUCCUAUCAUUACUGAUGGAAAAGAGGGACUUGAUAUGAUUGUACCAUCUCCAAGUUUUAGUGUCUACGAUGUCGAGACUCAUAUAGGUGGUGAUCGAGACAUGGAUGUAAUCGAUGUUACUAGACAAAGUAACAUACGCAUGAAAUUAAGAGACUUUGUAGAAUAUUUCAAUUCUCCUUCUCGAACAAGGGUACUUAAUGUCAUAAGUCUCGAAUUUUCUAAUACUGGUCUUUCGCCAAUGGUGGAAGCGCCGUACAUCGCGCGCAAACUUGACUGGGUUAAUUCUGUGUGGCCGCGAGAUUGGCCCGAGGACAGUGAUAUAAAGCGACCCGAAGUACAAAAGUAUUGCCUAAUGGGGGUCAAAGAUAGUUUCACAGAUUUUCACAUUGAUUUUGGCGGCACAUCUGUUUGGUAUCACGUGUUACGCGGCGAAAAAGUGUUCUACCUCGUAAAGCCGACGCCGGCGAAUUUGCAACUGUAUCAGCAUUGGAUGUGCAGUUCCACACAGAGUGAAACUUUCUUUGGGGACCAGGCCGACGCGUGUUACAAAUGCGUGCUUAAACAGGGUCAAACAAUGAUGAUUCCCACAGGCUGGAUACACGCUGUGCUCACGCCGAUGGAUUCUUUGGUUUUCGGCGGAAAUUUUGUGCACAGUCUUAACAUUCCGAUGCAAAUACAAAUAUAUGAAUUAGAAAGGAAGAUGAAAACUCCUGCAAAGUUUCAGUAUCCUGGAUUUGAGACAAUUAACUGGUUUGCAGCGAAAAAAUUGCUCAAAGAACUAAAAGAAUUAAAUAAUGAGGGCAAAAAAUGUCCGUCAUAUUUUUUACAAGGUGUGAAGGCGCUGCUUGGAAUUCUCAAACAAUGGAAUACAGACAAGGAUUAUAACAUGAUCAGCCGCGGUCAGAUACCGGAAACGAUAAAUAGCCAGAAAUUACUGAAAGACCUCAGCAAAGAGAUACGACACGCGGAACGGUACUUAAUAUCUUUAAAUCCGCCGAAGCCGGAACGUGAGAGUAAACGAAAGAAGAAGAAGCCGUUGAACAAAGAUUUCGUGGAUUUUGAUUACGCCGACAAGAUGGCUGAUAACGCCUUUAAAAUGACGCUGAAGGAAAAGAACAAAGUGGAACCUGCUGUGAUUCAAGAAUCGCCGAGGCCACCGUUAAAGCUCACAUUACCAAAACCCAUUAUGUGCCCCGACGUUAAAGCGACUGCGACGGAAAAACCUGCCAAUAGCAAUAAGCGGCAAUUGUCCAAGCCGGGAAAACAGAGCCCUACCGUAAUUAGAUUUAAACUCGGCAACAAUGAGGUUGUCAGAAGUACAAACGACAAUAUAAACGUUUACGGAAACAAUAUUACAACCGAUCACACCCUCGAGACAACGAAAGAAUCGCUACCGUGGAAUCAAACGUCGUCCGUAUACGAUUUUCACGACGGCAGCAGCGAGAGCGAUUACAGUCUCGUGAUAGAUGAGUCGCAGAAGCGGAAGCGGGCGCCGAAAUCGAACGCGCAGAAGCGAUUUAAGCGCGAUUUCGAUGGUAACGUUGACGUGCUAAGCAACGCACCGAAAAACGGUAUAGAGGAACUGUUGAAAGCAUCGGCGUACACGCUCGGAAAUGGCACUCAGAGGAUAGACGUCACGCCUUCGACAACGAUCUCACAGUACAGCCAGUCCAUGCCGCCUCCUACUGGUUCCGACAGGGCGUCACCGUCUACACGGGAGGCGAUCGCUGGAAUGUUAUCGUUCAGCCAGAGUUACUCAACCACGAGUAAUCUCACGAAAUCUUCAAAACCCACUAAGAGCCAACCAGACGACGAUGACGACGACGAUGAUCAGUCGAUAGAAAAUAUCGACAAAGUUCACCAAGACGAUGAUUUCAUUUAUCCAGCUUUGGACGCUUCCGACGACGAAGAUUAUAUCUUCAAGCCCAAAGCAAAGAGUCAGAUUGAUGAAGCGUGGAACCCGAAAGCCAGAGUGGGUCCCCUUUUACCAAAAACAAAUCGACCGGCGCGGGAAGGCGCGAAGAAAACGUCUGUGGAAAAGGGCUUGGAAGCGGCUGCGGCGAAGCGAGCGAAACAAUCGGUUGAAUACCUGGAUAACGACAUGGACAAGACUACCAAGAAGAAAUUGAGUUCCAACAAACGGACGUAUAACAAAAAGAAGCAGAAGAAUCCGGUGGUCACUGCAGUGGGGACUACGUCGUCCACUGCAGCUUCUGAAAAUGUUAUAAAAUCACCAACAGGAUUCGGAUCGAUACUGACAAGUCCCAAUCGACUUAGAGAUGUUAAAGCCAAACUUGCGGCACCCGUUCCCGUUGAGCGAAAACCAAAAAAGGGAAUGAAAACGGCGAAGCAACGUUUGGGGAAGAUUCUAAAACUGCAUAAAAUGAUGCAUUAGAAAAAAUAUCGCGAAAAGGGAAAGAAAAAGAACAUCACAUUUUUCACUUGUGUAUAAAAUCAUAAUUGUACAUUACUGUGUAAAUAUAACAAAUUUUCCAUCAAGGUGACGCGCUCACCUUACAGAAAUAAGCUAGGUAUAAAAAUCAGCGUCGUUUUUUAAGAGAUACUUAUAUUUAUUACGACAUCGUUUAAUUUUAGGUGGAUAUUUAACAACUUUUGAUAUCUCGAUAUUUCAGUAAGACGAUAUUUAUAUUGUAAUAACGGCUUACUGAUGUUUUAUGUGAUGACUCGACAGUAACAGUUCAGUUGACAACGACUUGGGCGAAAAGAAGGACUAUAUCAAUUCAUAAUUUAUAGUGUGCACUUCAUUAUUUCAAUAAGAUCAUAAUUUAACUUAUGACUAGUAGCAGAUCAAAUGAACUUAGCGAUAGGAACCAUUUUAGGAUGCGGGAAGGAAGUAGAUAUUCUUUUUAAUGAGUAGCAAGUAAACACUCCACCGUCCAUUAUUAGAACACGGAGAAUUCCUCAUCAUGUGCUACAUAGUGUAUUUUUGCAUUUCUUGGAGUACGCAAUUGGUAUAACUGAUUGCUAUCUAACCGAAAAGUCGUCUCCACCUUCAGAUAUAACAAUUGCCACAUGUUAUUUUUUUUAUUACCAACGCAUCUAGACUUGUAUUAAUUUACGUAAAGAUAUAUUAUGUUGCGCGAUAAACGUAACGCGAAACACAAUCACUUUUUUAUUUUUUUUUUUUUUUUUUUAAGCAAAAAGAGAUUACAUAGUUAAAUAAUACAGAGUCUAAAUAAUGCCGAGUUGCGUGUAAUCUUUAUUAUCACAAAAAUGCACUUGUCCAUUUGUUGUAUCGGUUUGUAAUUCUCUCCACAUGCAAUUUGUUCGGUGUGUAGCACUUUAGUUAUUCUCAACUUUUUGCCACUUAGUUUAUACAUCACAGAGAGAGGCUGUAGGAUAUUUAGUUUUCUAUACAUCUUAUUAAAACAGAAAAAAAAUGAAAGGAAUGAUAUCUACCAGCGGAACAUUUUCUAUGUAACUUAUAAGUAUGGUAAAAUGUACUUGAUCUUUAUUACGGAGUAAAGUAGCGUAAGGAAUCUUA
Messenger RNA from Linepithema humile (Argentine ant), 4087 nucleotides. RefSeq names its product histone lysine demethylase PHF8-like. The record is from RefSeq and is a predicted model, not a curated record. Gene Ontology annotation, biological process: regulation of transcription by RNA polymerase II; protein demethylation. Gene Ontology annotation, molecular function: transcription coregulator activity; histone demethylase activity. Lineage: Eukaryota; Metazoa; Arthropoda; Insecta; Hymenoptera; Formicidae.